Messenger RNA from Bemisia tabaci, 4029 nucleotides. RefSeq names its product Adenylate cyclase 3 (gene Ac3). The record is from RefSeq and is a predicted model, not a curated record. Gene Ontology annotation, biological process: intracellular signal transduction; adenylate cyclase-activating G protein-coupled receptor signaling pathway; cAMP biosynthetic process. Lineage: Eukaryota; Metazoa; Arthropoda; Insecta; Hemiptera; Aleyrodidae. Gene Ontology annotation, cellular component: plasma membrane. Gene Ontology annotation, molecular function: adenylate cyclase activity.
GCCAAUGGAGGCGGGAGAUCCGGACCCGUCGCUCGAGCGACUCUACAGGAGCUACAGCGCCAAACAGAAGCGCGCCGCUUUGCCAUGCUUCAUCUUCGCCGCGUUCGCCUACGACGUCUACGCGCUCACCUUGCCCAGCUUCGAGCCGCUGGUCACCUGUGCUUUCAUCGUGUUGUGGUGUGUUGUCCUCGUCUGGACUCGCUUCCGGGAGCACCGUGUCGCCCCCCACGUGGCCUCCAGCCUCUUCCUCUUCCAAGUCCUUCUUCAUCUCGCCCUCCAGCCCCACGGCCUCAGCCCUCGCGACUCCUUCGGCUGGGUCCUCCUCCUUGACUUCCUCAUUUAUGUCGCCCUCCCUUUGCCACUCCGCUUUUGUCUCCUCUUCAGUGUCAUCGCCUGCAUCUUGUAUUUUAUUCUAGUCGUGUUUUUUGCCAAAUCGGAGCCCUAUCUUCUUCAGCAGUUGCUGGCAGAUGCUGUGUUACUCAUAAAUGCAAACAUUCUAGGAGCAUUUUGCUACGGGAUCUCGGAUAAACAACAACGGACGGCAUUCUUGGGGACUCGACAAUGUUUGGAAAUGAAACUAGUCAUAGAGGAACAAUCUGCAGAGCAGGAAAGAUUGCUUCUGUCCGUGUUACCGGAGCAUGUAGCUGUAAAAAUGAGGCAAGACUUAGGGUCUGGACUCGACAGUCAAUUCAAAAAAAUUUACAUGAGCCGCCAUGAAAACGUAAGCAUCCUGUACGCUGACAUCGUUGGAUUCACGGCAAUUUCAUCCACUUACUCAGCUUCGGAACUCGUUAAAAUAUUGAACGAACUCUUUGCCACCUUCGACCGGCUGUCUGAGAGGUACGAACAAUUAAGAAUAAAAAUCUUGGGUGACUGCUACUACUGCAUCAGUGGUGCUCCCAGGGAGAGGCCAGACCAUGCUAUUCUCAGCGUUUACAUGGGGCUCUCCAUGGUGAAAGCUAUCAAGUACGUGCAACAGAAAACCAACUCUCCAGUGGACAUGCGGGUGGGCAUUCAUACUGGAGCCGUCCUGGCCGGGGUUUUGGGUCAACGACAGUGGCAGUUCGAUGUUUAUUCCAAGGACGUGGAGCUCGCUAAUAAGAUGGAGAGCAGCGGUCUUCCAGGGCGAGUUCAUGUCUCUGAGAAAACUUUAAGCUUUUUGGACGGAGCUUUCGAAGUGGAGCCGGCUUAUGGGGAGAAGCGGGAAGAAACUUUACGCUUAGCCGGAAUUAAAACGUAUUUCAUCGUCGAGCCGAAGAAAGCAUAUCAAAGUGUGCGGAACGGUGUGAUAACUGACAUUAAUGAGGCGCUGGAGAAAGAUAACUUUGAGUGCACUAGUCCAGAUGAUGAAACGAGUAGUGCUCAAAGAGUUCGAGAAAACUCGGAAAAUUUCAAGAAGCGGCUGAAAAAAGAUCUCAUGAACAAAGAUGGGCAAAGAGAACUAAGCAAUCACAUUUCUCCGUGGACCCUUCGCUUCAGGGACACCGACAAAGAAAAAGAUUACAACCAGCAAAAGGAAGCAUCAUCCAAUGUUUCCAUUUUAGUCUGCCCCAUUGUUUUAGUCUGCACAUUUAUUGCACAAACAAUGAUUUUGCCAAGGGACGCGUUAAGUUUCUCAUCAUUUGGCGUAGGAUUUAUUUUAAUUAUUAUUUUUACUAGUAUUAUAAUAGCUGAUAUUUUACCGGCGAUAUUUCCAAACAAACUGGUAAAAUGGAGCGAAUCUUUAAAUAGCGUUUUAUGGGCCCGAAGGCUGAUUGUUAUUGUUGUUGUUAUUGUUCUAGGAUCAACUAAUUUAAUAGACUCUUUAUCGUGUUUACCUGAACAUGUUCCGGGGAAUUGCACAAGGUCCGAACCAGCAGAUAGCUGUGUCUUUCCCUCGUAUUUUACGCACAUGUGUGCUCUUGUGCUCAUCGCGACUGCUCUUCUAGGACAGUUGUGUUACCUGACCAAGGCAAUCUUAUUGUAUGCAAUAACCGUCGCUCAUUCCUCUUUCAACAUUUUCGUGAUCAAUAAAGCACUCUAUUGUGAGGAGUACCAAACAAUAUCCAAUUUUAAUUAUUUACUGCCAACACAAUACACUAUUUCGGAGCAACUAUUGGGUGUUAUGGCUGCUUUGGCAAUAUUAGGCCAUUAUAUGGAGAAGGCGUCCAGAGUGCUGUACCUGUGGAAAAUCGAAGCAGAGAGCCAGCAAGAGAGGGCCUCGGAUAUUCGACGUCGAAACGAGGCUCUCGUCUACAAUAUUUUACCGCCGCACGUAGCAACGCAUUUCCUCGGAAACAGGAAACGGCAGCACGAAGAACUCUACAGUCAGAGCUACGCUGAGGUCGGCGUCCUCUUCGCCUCAAUGCCCAACUUCUCAGAUUUUUACUCUGAGGAGACGGUUAACAACCAGGGUUUAGAAUGUUUAAGAUUUUUAAACGAAGUUAUAUCUGACUUCGACGCGCUGUUGGAGCAACCGCAAUACCAGGAUAUAAUUAAAAUUAAGACGAUAGGAUCUACCUACAUGGCUGCAAGUGGUUUGAACCCAACGAGAAAAGUCCUGGCUGACGAUCCGAUCGAAAUUAGGUGGGCACACUUAUCUUUACUUGUGGAGUUUGCUUUGGAUUUGAAGAAAGCAUUACAGAGCAUAAAUGAACAGAGCUUCAAUCAUUUUGUUUUAAAAAUGGGUAUAAACCAUGGUCCAAUCACAGCCGGAGUUAUAGGAGCAAGAAAGCCUCAUUAUGAUAUUUGGGGCAAUUCGGUGAAUGUUGCUUCAAGGAUGGAGAGUACAGGCAAAGCUGGUUGCAUCCAAGUCACUCAAGAGACCUCGGAAAUUUUGCAACAUUUCGGUUACAAGUUCGAGCAACGAGGGCUGGUGGCGGUCAAAGGGAAGGGGCAGCUCAUGACGUACUACUUAAUCGGGAGGCAAACGAGCCAGUUGUGCAUGGAGCCGAAAAUGGAGACGCUUAAAGAAGAGGACGAAGAGGAACUCGAAGGAGAGACGGAAGAGACGCAAGUUCACCUUUCAUUGGCCGACUCGGAGAAAGAGGCGCUCCUCGCGGACAAACCGCCCGAACCAAACGAAGAAACGACGUAGGAAUAAGUUGUGGUGGCGAUAUCAAAUCGGUUUUUUCGGUAAAUCGAUUUUUUGGAAAAAAAAUAAUCGAGAAAAUCGAAUCGAUUUUCUGUUGCCGAUUUUUAAUCGAAAUCGAUUUUUCGAGCAGAAAUCGGAAGUAUUGAAAAAAAAAUCGAAAUUUCCUACGUUAAUGUGGAGCAAGAAGGUCUAUGUUCUGUGAAACCCGAGUUUCAUUUCAAGUUCAGUUUUAGUGGCCGUUUUGUUUCUGGCGUCGAGGGUGGAUUUUUAAGUGUUUUAAAAUCGAUUUCGAAGAAAAUCGAUUUUUACUUAAAUCGAUUUAUUAAAAAAAUCAUUAUCCCUGGUAUACAGAACAAGCCAUAGGGUCGUAGUCAUAGUCCUUCUUUAGACAGCUGGUUACUUUGGAAAGUUUCAUUCGGUUUACAUUGUGAUUGAAAAAGGCUCAAAGAGCUUCUUAAUACAGCAACACAAAAAGUACAUAAGUACAAAAGUAGUAAAGUUCAACGGAACAUCUCUUAAAAUGGAUCUUUCCAAGAGAUUACAAUGAUUCACCCCAGCAAAAAAUAUACAAAAUACAAAGGAAAAAAAUGCAAGUUUUGUAAAAACUGGCAUGCGAUAAAUACAUCAUGUGUAUUAAGUAAAAAACCUCGGCAAAUUCUGACUUUUUAGCCACAAAAAAGACGCUAGCCAUCACUCAUGAGCCUGUAGAAACAUUUUUAACCGGAAAAAUUGCAAAAUUCAGAGCGAUGAAGGUGUAAUUCUUUUCGGAAUAAAACGUUGCAUUCGAUACAAAGGUCAAGGCGAAGUUUUUUUCCAAGAAGAAUCCUGCUUUCAUUUCUAUGAAUUUUGCGAUGUUCCUAGUCGAGAAUGAUUCUUUUGGCUCAUGCGCAAGGGUUAUCCUCCUUUUUUCCAAAAAAAAAAAAAUCAAAAUCUACCGAGAUGUUUUACUUAAUUGA